Molecule: messenger RNA, 2168 nt
Organism: Patiria miniata (bat star)
Lineage: Eukaryota; Metazoa; Echinodermata; Asteroidea; Valvatida; Asterinidae
Product: mediator of RNA polymerase II transcription subunit 15-like
Exons: 7
Coding region: 589-1959 (456 amino acids)
Source: RefSeq, a predicted model, not a curated record
UCAAUAGAGGGCGCUGUUUCUUAUUUUUUUUUCUCAUGUAGAAUUUUCGGCGUUGGUAUCCCAGAUUUUUUCAUUCUCAAGCAAACUGUGGAUCGGGGAACAAAGUUUUUUCGAUACGGUACACUACAAUCUACAUGUCUGUGAAGUUUUAUAACAUUCGGCGAACCAGACCUCGUGGCGAGGGAAAAAAGGCCUCGUCCCACGGGCUAGUACCACUUUUGUGACGGUGGCUUACAUGCGAAGUUUGCAAACACGUCGAUCGACCGUGUGGCAUGUGACGCCGGAUACCACUGAUCCAUCGACGAUUGGGGCAGAAAUCAAACAAUCCAACACCUGUUGACCUCGGGAACUUAGUUGAGAGCAAACCUUUCGACCUGUCGAACCUCGACCAACAAAACUCAACCUUGUGAUCGCACGGUGAACUUUAGACGGCGAAUACAUAGUCUAAAAAAAAAUCCUGACGCAUAGUAGGCCUACAAGUUACCAUACAAACGUACAUACGUCAGCUAUAAACGUACUGUAUAAACUGGCCGAAACCGAGGCGAUUUCAGAACAAGGUCAGUGUCAAGCGUUUUCCCAUCCUGUGUCAUGGAUUCGAAACCUCUGGUAAACUCAAUGGAAGAGACACCAGUCAGCACGGCGUUGCCGAGUGCACCUGCGACACAGAACAUGCAGAAUACUGGUGGUCUGCAGCCUGGUUCCCAAGCUUCUAGUGGACGUUCGUCUCCAUAUCAGGCACAAACCCAGCAUUCAGUUCAGCCUGAAAAUCCAUCCAGUGUCCAAGGUUUUCAGUACAAACAGCAGCCGCCAGCAUCGGUAGUCCAAAACCAGGCUAUGCAACAGCAGCAGCUACAGCAACAGCAGCAGCAAGCAUUGCUACAGCAGCAAGUCAUGCAACAACAACGUGGCAUGCAACAGCAGCAGUUCAUGCGACAGCAGCAGCAGCAGCAACAACAACAACAACAACAACAACAAGGCACGCAACAGCCGCAGGGCAUGCAACACCUGCAAGGGACACCACAACAGCAGCAAUACAGGCCCAUGCAACGGCAGCAGCAUCAGCAGCCUGUUCAGCAAUAUCAGAUGCAGCAACAACAGGCACUACGACCACAGCCUAUGGUCCAGCCACCCCCGCCACCACCACCCCCAUCUCAAGCGGAGCUGGCUCGUUUCAACUUUGACCCCGAGUCCAAUGCAGUUCUCCAAAGUUUGGGAGGCCGGCAUGCCAACAGCGUUCAUCAGGUAACGGGUUAUGUCAACGGUGCGUUGAAGGAGGUGAUGGCCACCGCUGGUAACCUGGAGCUGCCUACGAACUGCCAGAUGGAAUACGACACGUUGCUUGAUAGUAUUCUGCUGUCAGAUGAGACUGCAUCUGACAAUUACAUUGCGUUCUAUAAGGUGGCAUUUCAACGCAUAAAUGAUACGAAGAGCGGUGUGGAAGCACCGGCAAAGGCCAACAUGACUCCGGGUCGUGCGUAUCUCACCAACAAGCGCUUGAUAUUUCUGUCGGCAGAAGAAACAAAAGGUCUCAACUUGACAAGUGAGGGGCAAGCUAAGAUAAGUGCCUACAGUGUCAGAGGUCACAAGGCCUAUAGUCUCCGUUAUGAGAGCAUCCCUCUGACGUGUUUCCGGGGAGUGGACAUAAGUUCCGUGCACGGUUUCAGUGCAACGGCAAGAAUUCAAGGCUUCUUCCCGGAUUCCUUGGGCCGGUGUUUGCAGCCAUGUUGCUCGGAUGAACAAUACCGUGAGAGAUGGCAACCCCAGAGGCCGCUGACUGCAUCCAUCGACAAUCGCGUCAUCAACUUGGGCGCGUUCUUGCCUCCCUGGGAGACCAAGUGCAACAUCCAAGUCUACAUGAGCAAGGACACUGAGCUGCCAGCCGCUGUGGAGUUUGUCAGUGCACUGCAGCAGACAACACCCGGUCUGCAGCCUGAAUCCUUCAGCAUCCCAAGACAGUAAAGGGUAUCUCUGUAUACUCUAUACCAAGUGGACUCCAAGAGCUUAUUGUGCAUAACCUUCACUCAUGCAGCUCAAGGGUGGAUCCAGAACACAAUUCUUUUGGAUUCUAGAUGUGCUGCGAUCUGAGGCAAUUUCUGACCACUUUAACCAAAUCUUUUUGAGGAAAAGAUGGUCGUGUACGCAGUGCAUGCCUUCAUUACGACGUCAAA